Molecule: messenger RNA, 10389 nt
Organism: Styela clava
Lineage: Eukaryota; Metazoa; Chordata; Ascidiacea; Stolidobranchia; Styelidae
Source: RefSeq, a predicted model, not a curated record
GUGCCAAGAAUAGGUAAACUGUACAAUACAAAACAUACCGGUACCGGUACACUUAUUGCUGUAUUGUAUCGGUACAAACACGUUCAUCAUUAUUCAGUUAUUUGUCAUUUAUCAAGCUAAAACAUGCAAAAAACUCACUGAAACGUGUAGAAAUUUGUUAUGUCUACAAUGUAGUAAAAGAUUUUAAACUUUUAUAACGGAGAAAGUGUCAUAGAGAGAAAAUGCCGUUUUAGAUUGUCACCGAUGCAACUUUUAGACAUAUCAAGCAUUGCGGUAUUUUCCCUCCCAUAUCCUGUCAAAAAUCUGCCUGAAUCUGCAUUUUUACAAAAUAUCUUACAAAUAACUGCAGAUCGAUUUAUUAUUGAAUUUUACCAAGUUUGAGAUACAGGAGGGUACGAUAAUUAAUAAAUUUUCUGACAUAUAUAUAUGCAGUAUGUUUGAAAUACUGUUCAGGCUGGUAACACCCGGCAGAAAUUAUAUUGUUCGGCCAUAAAAUUAUUAUUUAGUUAUCUUAGUUAGUUUAGCUAUUUAAUAGAUUCCUUGUUCGAUUUCUAGUUUUUAUAAACCCUAUUUUGUUAGCGAAUAUCCCCGACCAAAAAAAUGGAAAGCCAGUUAAAAAUUUAGAAUAACCCAACACAUUAUUCGGUACUCCCGAAGUAUUCGUACCAAGAUGGCGUACAACCUGAACAUAGUAUGUUUACCAGUUUAGGGUUCAGGUUGUGCGCCAUCUUGGUACGAAUACUUUGGGAGCGCUCAUUAUUCAACUUCGUUAGUUGCCUCAUCUAGCCAUAACACUAGUCAAUUCGGUGAUGUAACAAUAUGUCAAUAGAUUUUUCUGGUAAUUUUUAUGACGAAACAAAACCAAAUGCUUUUUAUGUUCACCCUCUCGCAAAUGUGACGCGGGCCACAGAUAAUGAGGCGGCUCUACAAUGUAUAACUGUAUAAAGUGAAUAGUUCGAAACAGGCUGACAGCUCUACAAAAUCUACACUGCACGCAUGCCAAGUUGUAGAAAUUCGUUCCUUAAACGUUAGUUUUUCAAGCUGCUCUUCCCUCUCCUAGCAAGUGGUCAUUUAUAAACUUGUUUUGGAAUAACGAGGACAUGACUCUGUCAUUGUAGCCUAUGCUAUAGGUCGUCUGAUUGCCACGCUUUUAUUCCAACAUAUACCCCUGAUCAAAUACUGAAAUAAUAGCUAAUGAUAUAAAUUCUAAAGCUGAUUUAAUUAUACUGUAUUGUGUAGAAUCUACCAUAUAAGAAUAUAGAAAUUCAAUGAAUAAUGAUGAACUAGAUAAAAUGCAGUGUAACAUGAGGGCCAUUUUUAAAUACAAAUUAAUUGGGAUGAUUAGGUUAAUGAAGAAUGAGGAAAGAAAUGAACUACUUGGAAAAGAUCAUAUGGACUAUAUAAAUAUUUAAUCGAUUAUGUUGCGAGUCUUGUGACACCCAUUUUUCCCAUGUGUGUUCCGUUUGAAUAUUGAAAAUAGUUUAGUAAACAAGUUGCUAACAUAGACAGCGAAUGUAGAGAAGGCUAAGGCAUGAUAGGUAAUUUUCUUAUUACAGUAUUAUAUGUCUAAUCCUAAAAAAAAAAAUUUUUCAUGUGCUAAAAUUUGAUUGUAUGAUAUGACUGCUGUUGAUGGAAAAAUAUAUUCAAUUGCUCACCGGAUUACUUAGAUCACAAACAUGGGUGCAAAUAAAAUUGGAUAUAACUGUAUAAUGGAAUUGAAUUGUAUGGAACCAGCAGAAAAGAAGAGAAAGACAUCCACAUAUUCAGAACAAAAAACUCCAAAUUAUGGGAAAAAGGUGUUAGAGGUUCUUGACGACUUCAGAAAAGCCGAAGAUCUGUGUGACUUUUUUCUCAAGGUUGGAGAUAGAGUAGUUCCAGUUCAUCAGAAUGUAAUUGCUGCUACAUCACCCUAUUUAAAAGAUCUGAUAGAUAGGGGCACUGGAGGAACAAGUAUUGUUGAAAUACCUAAUGCCAGUUUUACAGCAGUGGAACGUUGUGUCGAGUAUCUUUAUAGUGGAACUACGAGAGUAACUCUUGAAGACGCUGGUGAUAUUUUGGAUGUGGCGAGUCUAAUGCAGCUUCAAGAUAUGGUUGAACUUUGGUUUAAACAUUUUGCUGAUAUUUUAAAUGUUCGAAACUGUUGGGAAAUCAAGCAUCUUGCUGACAAGCAUAACAAUAAAAAAAUUAAGAAGUCACUUGAUUCUCUUAUCUCAAACAAUAUUGGCGAUGUUUGCCACCAUGUAGAUUUUGUGGCGAUUGGUAUUGAUGAAUUGAUAAGAUACAUAAGCAAGGCCAAUGAUGUUGUUUCUGCAUGGAAAGCAGCUUCUCUCUGGGUCACUAGUGAUCUUAUCACAAGAAGUGACAACCUUCAUUUGAUCAUAAAAAAUUUACAUCUGGAUAGAUUGAAAAUUGAUGAUAUAGAAAUGUUGCUCAAUGACACUUUAAUCAAAUCAUCUAAUCCAUGCAUAGAAGAAGUUGCUAAAAAAGUGUUGAAAAAAAGUAAAAGAAGAGAAGUUCACCAUCAACAACUGGCCUACUUUAAACUUGGCUGCAGAAGUGAUCAAUGACACCGCUUUAACAACGCUCGUGCAUCAAAAAAUGUGUGUAAUGUUAGUGGAACUUUCUGAUAAGAAAGAAUUUUUGAAAAUUCCUUUACAAGAAAUGAAGUUUAUCUUGAAUUCUGUACAUAUUGACAAAGAAUCUGAAAGUGAUGUCUGGAAUGCUAUAAGUAGAUGGAUAUCAUAUGACCCAUAUCGGCAUAAGUGUUGCUUUGAGAUUUUGAAGUCUGUGAAUUUAAAAAAAUUCUCUGUUGAGUUAAUUAAUGAUGUUAUCCGUGAUAACAAAAUUGUUGAUGCAAGUAAGGAUUGCCGUAACCUGAUCCUCGAUGCCCUUGUCGCUCAUGCAUCAACCAGCAAGGAAACAUCUAAAUCAUCUAAGAGUAGUAAACCAGCCAAGCCUGCUAUACAAAAGGCUUCAAGUAGCAAUAAGAGUUCCUCUUCUUCAAGCAGUGGUUCUUUCCAGGCUCCUGGACAAAUGAGUUCUAAGAUCAAGAAUACUUCAACUAAGUCAUCUUCGGCAAGUUCGAAACCUAGCAAUAUUAUAGCUGUUUUGGAUAAUCGAUGGGACAGCAUAUUGGCAUUUGAUCCAAAAAAUGCAAGUUGCCGUCAAAUGUGGAACAUACCAUUAGACAAGCAAAGCACAAUGAAGAAUGCUUCUUGGUUCCAAGCAGCUGCAAUCGGUUCUAUAAUAUUUGUCAUGUGUGAUAAAUCAUUUUUUAGCUUUGAUACGAUAAAUAAUACUUGGAAAAGCCUGACAUCUCCUCUUCAUCGCCAUGAUGAGCAUUCCAAAGCUAUCGGAUUUCAAUCAAAACUAUGUGUAAUUGGACAAAAUUCAGAAUUUUAUGAACCGCUGAAAGACGAAUGGACUGUCGCACCACUACCUGAUCUCUUGACUAUUAAAUUUUGUGUUGCUUCAACACCAACAAAACUAUAUAAAAUUGGCGGCGCAUUGAAGACUCAAGCUACGGGUUGGGUAUAUAUAUGGGAAUCUGAGUUUAAAAAUACCAAUCAUACAACAAUGAUCCAACCCAGAAAAUGUGCUUCAGCUGCGACUUCACAGGAAGAUUUAUAUGUAAUGGGUGGUAUCAAUGCAACAGAUGGAAUUUUAUCAUCCACUGAAUUCUAUAGCCCCAAGACAGAUACCUGGUGUAUGUUAUCUGACGUAAGAUGUCCAGUAUCUUUUUCAUCCUCUUCUUGUUUGCAAGGAGACAUUUAUUAUUUUGGGGGAAAUACCAUAGAAAAGUAUGAGAAAAAGAAGCACACAUGGAAUGUUGUCAAGAAAAUGGAUGCCAUGGGUAAUAAAUUUGCUGCUAUUGGCAUAACUUCUCAAUAGACUUGUCGAAAAUGUUAAUAUUAAUGAUAAUCUAUUUUCCAGAUUUUUUGCGGGAUUCAACAUGCAUAGAAAUUAAAUAAAUUUACAACUUCCUCUGUGAUAGGAAACAUUUAUUUUUUUCACGUAGUUUUCAUAUUUAAUCUGAACCACGGUUUAUCAGAGAGUCUGUCCAUAGUUCCAUGUUGUAUAAUAUGGAGUAAUCGUUUAAGUAACAAUACCUUCUGUAAAUAUUUGCUGUUUUUAUACUUAUACAUGACAUAAUGUUAUAAUUCAAAUUAUGCAUAAGUCUUACCACUUAUGAGUAGUUUUUCUUGCAUCAUUAAUAUGUUUAAAGAUCUUUAUCUCCUAAAAGGGUAACGAUUGACUUCUCAUACUUUCUGUAGAUUGUAAGCAAUUUAUCACUGCUGUUUAUUUUCUCACGAUAUAAUUAUGCUCACUAAUUUUUCUCAUUUUAUGAAACGCAUGCAAUGUAUUUUUGAUCACUGAAUUUUUAUAGUGCUAGUAAUUUUAAAAUAUACUUCAAGCUGUAUUUACAUAUAGCCUACCUAGAUAUUCUUCUGUAUUCUAUAAUCUUUGUAAAUUAGGAUUUUUGUAAUCGUAUGUAAUUUAUUGUUUCCACUUUUUUAUCUUGAAUAUUUUAAGUUUCGAAAAGUGUAAUCAACAUUUUAGUUUUCAAAUCUUUUUAUAGUCAAUAUAUGUAAUCUCAUUAAUCUGAUAUGCAUUAUUGUGUAAUUAUAAACUUUAUGCACUUAUAUUGUAGCUAAUUGAACCGGCAAAUUAAAUAGGAAUAUGAACAUAUGACGUCUGAUGAGAUAGAAAAUGUUUCUAUAUGUCAGUGAUUUCCGACCGGCAUGUACAUGUUGAACAUUUGAAUACUGGGAAAGUAUCUGCAAAAAUGAAAGUAGUAACAAGGAAGACGAGAUGUAAUGGAAUAAAUAAUGAUUGGACUCAAACAUAAUAUGAAUAUCUUGCAGUGCUGGAGAUCGGUUGGUUACAAACACAUGGUAGAAGUUGCAACUUGAGCGGCUGGGCAGUACAACUUGGUGUAUCUACCAAGAGGAGUGAUACCAGUUCAAACUGCUAUUAACAACACGGCCCCGCCGUCGCCAACCGGAACAUUCUGAACUGAUCAUUUGUUGAACGAUGUUGGAGUAUGACUAAAGAGAAGAUGGGAUUCCCAAUUCAAUUCUGUGUAAUUUCCAGGAUAAGAGGAACAUUUGGGUUCAUCCAGAAAUAAAGUUGGUUCUUGAAUAUCAGUGGAUAUACUCGUACAGAGGCUUGUUUGAAGUGAAAUGCCUGGAAUGACAAAUCCGACCUAUUAAGGUCAAUGCAAUAUUUCUAACAUGAAGCAUCAAUUAAUAAUGGAGAUUCAUGAGGAAACAUUAAUGGACAUGAAUGAAUAACAUAUGCUGAAAACUUUUAAUAGCUUGGUGAAAUGUCAUAGACCAGAAAAUGAUUUAAUAAACAGUGUAACGCACACUCGGGUUGGGAGCAAAGGGUUGCGGCCCCCUUGGCGCAAAUAAAAUAUCUUUAUUAUAACUGUUUUCUCAGAAUAAUGUACACAAAAGCGCUAUCGCAGCACCUCGCAUACUUGUAAACAGAUGUGCGGUCUCAUGGAUAAUACGGUCUUAAAAUGCACUGCUGAUUCUGCGCUUUAGUUUGCUCGCCCUUCCACGUUACGCUCUUAUUAUUAUCAUAGGUGUUCUCACUUUUGCACAACGUAAUUCAUUUUUGUUAAAAUUCAAUUUGUUGCUGCAAUGCUGCCAUUGCCAAAAUGAAAGGGCAAAAAUCUCUUUCAUUACAACAAUUAAUACCUAUUAUCACUUAAACACUAAAUAAGUUUGAAGUUGUUAGAAACAAUUUUUACCACAUCUUUUCAUGUUAUGAAUUUCGUGCAAGGCCCGAGCAUAAUUUGAUGGCAAAGAUCAUAGCCUACUUCAUCAUAACAUUGUUUUACCGAAUUACGUUAAUAAAACACUCAUUCGAAUAAGAUUUGCAGUCCGCAAAACAUCCUGAAAAAGGUACGGUAACUGUUUUCGUGUUCGAAUAUUCGAAUUCGAAUAUUUUUUACGAAUUGUCAAACUUCGGGUAUUUUAGUAUAGGUAUAAUAUACAACAGGUGUCCAGAACACUGGACAAUUUAAUGUUGGUAAGCUGCAAUUGCGCCUGUCCAAUUCUUACGCAAGCGGCAUAUCUGGCAGAACUAUGCAUUCAUAUCAGCGUCAUGGGGUAUUACAAGUGGACAAAAAGUCUGCAAUAGUAAUGUGGAACUGGAUGGGCUGAGGUAUAUUCAGUGUACACGAAACUAUGGUCUCUGUGUACUUAGAGCGCUUAUGUACAUAAUAUACAAGUGAGUCAAUUGUAAUAAUUACCGUUAACAUUCACAAAAUGAGUCAUCCUAACUAGUGGUUAUGCAGAAGGCAAUCGGCACAAAAUAUCAAAAGUAGUUUACUCAUCCAAUGCCCAUAUCCUUGAUUCUGACCAUGCUAAGAUAGUGAGAAAGUAUUUGUUAACAAGAACAUGCUUUUGCUAGGUUACUGAUAAAGGAGCGUGGGUUAUGAAAUGAUAAUUUCGAAAUUGAGGUUUUGUUGUUCACACAUUUGUUUUCGUCGGUGUGUGUUCAGGACACUUCAAGUGUCGCAUUUAACAUCAUUUUCUGGUAAUUGACUUGGCAGACACAUAUAAUGUUGCCUAGAGAUUUAUAAAUGCAAUUUUUCAUAAUUUGAAACUCCAUUUUCAGGUAUCCGACUUAGUAGAUACAUAAUGUUGGCUAGAUAUUUCAUAGAUGCAAUAUUACAUAAUUAAAGCGGAAGAAUUUGAUUCUUCCAAUAGGGAUAAUUGACAUGGAUUUUGGAUCGAGUCAUGUAUAUGCAGGGGCACCAUAUUAUUCAGAUGUCCCCAUUGACAAUGUCCCUCAAGUUCAAAAUGAUCAACAUGAUACAAUAUAUGAGGCAGUGGAAAUUGAACAUGGACGUCAUCAGGAAUAUUCUGAAACAUCAAGUGACCAACAUUCUUAUGAUCCUGUAUGUUUCGAUCAGCAAGAAAGCGAUGAUCAGAUAAAUAGUCGUAUACAUGCCAGUCGGGAAUAUGACUUGGUGCCUUAUGAACCUAAUUUGGAUUCAGUGAAUAAUAAUCAACCACCAAACAUUGUGGCAAAGCCUGCAGCACCAAAAAGGAGUUUAUCAUCGACUGUUUUGCAUAAAGCAAUGAAAGUUAAAAAUUGGAAGAAUAAAAAAAACAAGCCAAUGAAAUCAGAUAGUUCAGUGCCAGAUGCUACAACAUCUGUUGUACCUCCACCACUUCCUCCACCAAGACCAACUAGAAUUGAUAAACCUCUUCCUCCUGUACCAACGGAAGUUAGAUCUACCAACAGUGGACCACCUGAACUUCCUCCUCCUAGGAUCCCACCGAAACCAGAGAUAUAUCAGACUGUUCGUGCUAAACCUCCAGAAAAACCACUGCCUAAAACGGUUUUAGCGAUUGAUGAGAUCGUGACUAUGCUUUCAUCAAAUACCAUUGAAAGCAACUGCGGCCCUGUGCCCCUAAAACCAACUGUAGUAACUUCGAAGCCACUGUAUCCGGUUCUUCCAAACGUUUAUGGAGAUAUCAACCUCAACCCUAUAAAAUCAACGACUGCACCUUUAACUACGGCAAGUUUUAAAGCACAAUCUUUACCUUUACAACCUUCAGCUCCACCACUAUCUUCAAGCCAAAGUAACAAAAGUUUGAGUAAAAAUCACCAAAACACAUACUCGGCUGCUGAUACAAAUAUAGUUUCAGUUAAACUUGGAAUUUUAGAAAACACAGCUAAUUCAAUGGUUUGGGCAAUGCCACCAAUGCGAUGCCAGAAAUGUCAAGCUGUGCUUCUCCACCAUGCUUUAGCAAAGAAUAAGGAAGUGGCGGAUUGUCAAUUUUGUGAAAGCAAAAAUGCAAAUAUCACGGAAGCAAUUUUACCAUUGGUUGGUAAUGAGAGUGAUGUCACCUUUGUAUUAGAUCAGCAAGCUCCUAUGGCCUCGGAUGAUCCUAUCAUUGUGUUUUGUAUUGACACAUCAGGAAGCAUGUGCGUCACUUCACAGGUGCAAGGAAACAAUUCCUCUUUCAUGUCCAGACUAAGGGGUGUUCAAGAAGGUCUACUUUCUCAAUUACAUCAAUUAAAAGCAACAAGACCUAAAGUACGAGUCGCAAUUGUUACCUUCAGUAGCAUGGUUUCAAUGUAUGGUGAUGGUUCAUCCUCUCAAUAUAUGACAUUGAGUGAUGCACAGCUGUAUGAUACAGAUUUUAUCAAACACAUGGCAAAUAGUGUGUUACUUCCUGGCUGUAUUUCCAAUACGCAUGCUCAACUUUUAAAUACUGUUAAUAUGUUGACUGAACGUGGUGGAACUGCACUCGGCCCUGCAAUAUUAUUUUCUGUUGCACUUGCUUCAAGAAAAUCUUCUUCACAGGUGAUUGUAUGUACUGAUGGUCGAGCUAAUAUUGGUGUUGGAAGCUUAGAAUUAGAAUCAGAUUACAAAAUGUGCCAUAAUUUUUAUAAAGAAGUAAGCGAGUAUGGUACAAUGUCAGGAACUGUUGUAUCAAUACUUAGUAUAGAAGGUACGGACUGCCGACUGGUUGAACUUGGGAAAGUUGCUGAUAGAACUGCUGGAAAAGUGAAGAUAGCAAACAGUCAGAAUAUUUCCACGGAAUUUCAUGACAUUCUCUCAUCUUCACUUAUGGCAACACAAGUCAGCAUUAACAUGGUCACACAGAAAGAAUUACAUUUUCACGAUGGAAUGUCACAAUGCAACAGUCUUGCCAGAUAUUUUGUUGGAAAUGCCACACAAGAUACUGAAGUUACUUUUAAAUAUGGAAUGGCAGAAAAUGAUCAUCCACCACCAGAAAGUGCAAUGUUUCAACUACAAGCCAAAUAUCUUCUACCAAAUGGUUGUACUUGUUUACGAGUUAUAACACAAUCACGACCUGUUACUGAGAAUAGAAUUUUAGCUGAGCAUGGAUUGAAUCCUGUCGUCGUUGGUACCUAUGCAUCGCAACUUGCUUCAAAGUUAGUUUUUGAUGGAGACUUACGAGAUGCAAAACUUACCACUGAUGCUCACAAGAAACUGAUUCAUCGAGCAAUGUCGAUUCGUUCAACAUACAGUACAAGAGGUGAAUCGGAAUAUAACGAAGCAGCUGAUGAAAGAAUAUAUGGUACUGUCUGUUCACAUAUUGAUGAACUUGAUAAAGAAAUUAUAGAACAAGUCACAGGAUCAGUAAAAGCUUCGGGAGCGAAGCCUCCACCACUUCCCCCAAGACCACCAGACUCACCGAGCAUUUUGCAUCGAUCUCCUUCGCUAUCACUUCCAGAUGUUCCAAAUACCCCACUACCAUCAAGAGAAGAAUUGAAAGAGGCUGUUGAACAUUGUCCUGAUGAAGUUGCAAGGAAAUUAUACAAACACAGAAAUGCUUGUGGAAAAAUGUUUUCAGCUUGUUAGAGAUUGGAAGAACAGGUUAUGAUGCAGUAUGGUACUGUUGCUCGACUGAUUAGCCAACUUUUUUAGUCACCUAUAGUGAAUAUGCAAGUCAUAUGAUAAUGCAAAUCAUAUUUUCAUUCAAUUCACUCAUUAUUUGAAUCACAAUAAGCACUUAUAUUGAGUAAAUGCGAAAGAAUUUUUUUAUUUUUUUCAGCGAUUUAUAAAUAUGUCAAUAAUUGUCUUUUACAAAAGAUGUUUCCACACUAAAAUAUUACAUGUUUAGCUAUAGUUAUAUUGCCCCCUUAAGUUUUUUUUAGUAGAGUAGAUCGCUUUUUUGUUUCAUAGUGAUUCAAUUAUUGUUUGUGAAAUUUAUUUAUUCGAAUGAAAAGUUCCACUGAAUCGUACUAAUAGUUAGUUUAUACACAUUGUAAUUUCAUGUUUCUUAUUUUGUAUGGAAUUACCAUAAUAGUGUGUCUGAAUCAAGUAAUACCCAUUUUUAGUAUCAAUUAAACGAGCUCACCAGUUAAAAAUUAUAAAAUUGCAAUCAACAUUUCAUACAAUUUCAAAUUUCUCCUGCAUGGAGAAUCUGCACAGCAAAUUGUAUUUUUAGUUGGAUGGCAGGAAAACUAUAACGAAGUAAUCUUUGAAAUGGAUUGUGUGUGCUUCCUGGAACAAUAAUCUAAAUAAAGAGUCUUUAAUUGAAUAAAUACCUGAAACCAUAUUUUUGUUUCUCACAAUUUGAUUGGAAUCGUAUUUCAACUGGUCGGCAUACGAAAAAUUGUGAUAUGGUAACAUUAGAUACAGCAUAACGAAUGAAUAUUCAUAUUCCAGGAAACUGUGGGAGUGCAUUAAGAAUGUCGAAUGUGACAACUCUUCAGUUUUCUACAAAUUGUUCCUAUGUUAACUUGAAUAUCUUCCAAUCUCAUAGUUAGGUUCUCCAGCCUCCAAUCUAGAUUAUUUUGCCUACCCUAGCUGUUUGAAGCCCGGUAGGUGGUCUUACAUAGGAAUCAUACUUGGAUAUGGAAGAUGAUGCCUUUACAUUUGCAAGAGCA